Elgaria multicarinata webbii is the source of this 2321-nucleotide messenger RNA. RefSeq names its product arginyl aminopeptidase (gene RNPEP). Lineage: Eukaryota; Metazoa; Chordata; Lepidosauria; Squamata; Anguidae. The record is from RefSeq and is a predicted model, not a curated record. The transcript is spliced from 11 exons. Gene Ontology annotation, biological process: proteolysis. Gene Ontology annotation, molecular function: zinc ion binding; metalloaminopeptidase activity. Bases 39 to 1955 code for a protein of 638 amino acids.
CUGCUGGCUUCCGCGUCUCCCUCUUGCGCGCAGUCACCAUGGCGGCUCGGCGAGACGCGGCGUCCGCCUGCAGCGCGGACGCCUUCCAGUUGCGGCACAUGCACCUGGCGCUACGCGUGGCCUUUGGGCCGGCGGGCUCCGGGCACUUGCAAGGCUCAGUCCGCCUGGAGCUGACGUGCCUGCGGGACCGCGCCAGCGAGCUGGUGCUGGACUCGCACCCCAGCGUGGAGGUGGAAAGUGCCGGGCUAGCGCCGCCGGGCAGCCCCUGCGGCGGCGGCGAUGGAGAGACCGGCCGCGAGCCCGAGGCGCUGCGCCCGCUCGCCUUCCAGGACCGCCCGUUCGCCAGCUACGGCUCCGCGCUGCACCUCACCCUGCCCGAGCCUCUGACGUGCGGAGACACGGUGGUGCUGGAGAUCGCUUACCGAGCCGGAGGGGGACCAGGGGUGUGUUGGCUUACUCCCGAGCAGACUGCAGGGAAGCAGAAGCCCUAUAUGUACACUCAAGGCCAAGCUGUUCUGAAUAGAUCCUUUUUCCCUUGCUUUGACACCCCUGCAGUUAAAAGUACAUACUCAGCUCUGAUAAAGGUCCCUGAGGGUUUCACAGCAGUGAUGAGUGCUAUUACCCAGGAGAAGCAGAAGGACAGCACUUUCCUCUUCAAGAUGCCUCAGCCUAUUCCAUCCUAUUUGGUUGCCCUGGUUGUUGGUGACAUAGUUUCUGCGGAAGUGGGACCCAGGAGUCAUGUGUGGGCUGAGCCCUGCCUCAUUGAUGCAGCGAAGAAAGAAUACAAUGGUGUGAUUGAAGAGUUUCUUACUACUGGAGAGAAGCUUUUUGGGCCAUAUGUAUGGGAAAGGUAUGAUGUUCUGUUUAUGCCACCUUCGUUCCCGUUUGGAGGAAUGGAGAACCCCUGCAUCACCUUUGUGACUCCCUGCCUGUUGGCUGGGGAUCGUUCUCUGGCAGAUGUGAUCAUCCAUGAGAUCUCACAUAGCUGGUUUGGAAAUCUAGUCACAAAUGCUCAUUGGGGAGAGUUCUGGCUGAAUGAGGGCUUCACCAUGUAUGCACAGAGGAGGAUCUCUACAGAACUCUAUGGUGCUGCUUACACUUCCUUAGAAGCUGCUACAGGGAGGGCUUUGCUUCGUCAACACAUGGACAACACUGGGGAAGACCAUCCUCUCAACAAGCUCAGGGUGCAAAUAGAGCCAGGUAUUGAUCCUGAGGACACCUAUAAUGAGACCCCUUAUGAAAAGGGCUAUUGCUUUGUGUCCUACCUUGCCCAUCUUGUUGGAGACCAGAGCAAGUUUGAUGCUUUCCUACAGGCUUAUGUGAACGAGUUCAAGUUUCAAAGUAUCACAGCUGAUGACGCUCUGGAGUUCUAUUUGAAGUAUUUCCCAGAACUGAAGAUUCAAGGGGUGGAUACCAUUCCAGGUUUUGAGUUUGAUCGGUGGUUGAAUGUGCCUGGUUGGCCCCCCUACCUUCCUGACCUUUCACCUGGGGAGGAGCUGAUGAAGCCAGCUGAGAAACUGGCAGAACUGUGGGCAUCUGCCAACCCUAACAUGGAGGCCAUUAGAUCAGUAGAUAUCUCUGCUUGGAAAACCUUCCAGCUGGUCUAUUUCCUGGAUAAGAUCUUGCAGAAGUCCCCCUUACCAGAUGGGAACAUUGAGAAGAUGAGUGCUUUGUACCCCAAGAUCUCGAAAGCACAGAAUGCAGAGCUGCGUCUUCGUUGGUGCCAGAUUCUCCUCAAGAACAAUCAUGAGGCUGAAUUUGGCAAAGUGAAAGACUUCCUUCACAGCCAGGGAAAGCAGAAGUAUACCCUUCCCAUCUACAGGGCCAUGGUGAGUGGUUCAGAGUCUUCCCAGGCAUUGGCCAUGGAGACGUUCUCCGCCACUGCUUCACAACUGCAUGUUAACGUCCAGAACUAUGUCAAAAAGAUCUUGGGGUUGAAGAGUGACAGAAACUAAGAAGAAAGCCGCAACACCAAAGCAGUUUAACGUUUGAGCUUCAGCAAAUGUCUGUAUGCAAUGUGGAGAGUUAAAGGGCAGGGGAAGAGGAAAGAAGAUGCUUGCUAUCAAAACCUAUUUCCAGGGUUUAUGGGAUGGGGGCAGGUCCCACAGUCUUUGGAGUCCUAUAUUAAAAAACAAAACACGUUUCAUUAAAUGCUGGAAAAUUCUGAGGCUUCCUAGGAAGUGAAGCUUCCUCAUGGAAAACCUGCUGGUUUAAAAAAUUUCUUUUCUUUUUUAAAGUUUGUAAAUGUAAACAAAAUGAUAUACAAAAGAUUUCUAUGUAUAUGUUUCCAAAAUGGCAAAAUUAAAUGCACUAGUAACAUU